GAGGGAAGGGGGAAGGUGACCUGGCGCGGGGCUGUGCGGAGCGCGCACAUGAGCAGUAUGUGGGCGACUCUGCAGCGGGCAGCUUGUGGAGCAGGGCUGAACCAGAGGCGGGACUUCUUCUCCUGGCUGACUCAGUGGUUCUCCAAAGCCCCAGCCAAGGCCGUAGUGGCCCAGAAAACGCCCAUCAAGGUGGAGUUGGUGGCUGGGACCAUGUACAGGUGGUGUGUGUGUGGUCGCAGCAAGAAGCAGCCCUUCUGUGACGGCUCCCACUUCUUCCAACGUACUGGCCUAGUCCCACUCAAGUUCAAGGCCCAGGAGACCCGCACAGCAGUCCUCUGUACCUGCAAGGCCACCCAGAGGCCCCCGUACUGUGAUGGCACCCACAAGAGUGAGCGAGUGCAGAAGGCAGAAGUAGGCUCCCCGCUCUGAAGGGGUGGCUGCUGCCCAGCCCCAGGGGGCCUUGGUUCCAGGCGUCUCUGACAGGCACUCCAUCUGUGAAGAUGAAAUCUGAGUGCUAAGCCCAAGAGGGGAUCAUCCAGGGGCUCUGGUACCCACACCCAGACCCCAUAACCUGGGGUCUCUAAUCUGGGGGUAGCCAGGAACAAGCCCCUGGGUUCAGCACCUGCUGGUGGAGAAGAUGGCAUUAAAAAAGCAUACCCAUCCAGAGUGGUGGUCUUGUGGUCACUGGCUCCAAAUUUAACCUGUGUGUGGGCUAAGGGCAACUGAUCAGCCACAGCGAGACAGCAGUUCUGAUCCAUUCCAUAUGGGGUCCCCAAGACAGGACUGGGCCCAGACAAAAGGCAUGAUGGGGAGGUCAGGGGACCC
Trichechus manatus latirostris (Florida manatee) is the source of this 825-nucleotide messenger RNA. RefSeq names its product CDGSH iron sulfur domain 3 (gene CISD3). The coding region runs from base 49 to 429 and encodes 126 amino acids. Gene Ontology annotation, molecular function: 2 iron, 2 sulfur cluster binding. Gene Ontology annotation, cellular component: mitochondrion. The transcript has 4 exons. Lineage: Eukaryota; Metazoa; Chordata; Mammalia; Sirenia; Trichechidae. The record is from RefSeq and is a predicted model, not a curated record.